AUGAGCCGGCUCGCUCGCCUUCUCUUCCGCGGCUACGAACGCGUCGAGAACACAGGCUCUACCGCGCGCGACCACCUUGCCAACGAACGCACCUACCUCGCCUGGACACGCACGUCCCUCGGGCUCAUCGCACUCGUCAUCGGGGUAGAGCGCUUUGAGCGCUUCCGCGCGGACCUCAAGGCGCAGAUGGGCCCCGCGUCCCAGUCCCAGUCCGCAGAGCUCGAACACGCACAGCAGGUCAAACACGGGCGCCAUCUUGCGGGGACGCUACUGGCCACGGGCGUGGCGACGCUCGUCAUGGGCACUUGGCGAUAUUAUGCGACGCUGCAAGACUUGCAGAAGGGAGUGUUCAGGCCGAAUGUGCAGGGCGUGGCGAUGGUCGCGGUUGGGUGUGCGUGUGUUACGGCUGCGGUGGUUAGAAGUGAGCUGCGGUAUGGCCAGGUCGGUGUCUGGGAUAUUAUGGACUGUUUGGGUUGUUUGUGA
Molecule: messenger RNA, 483 nt
Organism: Rhodofomes roseus
Lineage: Eukaryota; Fungi; Basidiomycota; Agaricomycetes; Polyporales; Fomitopsidaceae
Exons: 1
Coding region: 1-483 (160 amino acids)
Source: RefSeq, a predicted model, not a curated record